Molecule: messenger RNA, 1166 nt
Organism: Daphnia pulicaria
Lineage: Eukaryota; Metazoa; Arthropoda; Branchiopoda; Diplostraca; Daphniidae
Product: cobalamin trafficking protein CblD-like
Exons: 7
Coding region: 127-1056 (309 amino acids)
Biological process (GO): cobalamin metabolic process
Cellular component (GO): mitochondrion
Source: RefSeq, a predicted model, not a curated record
AUAAGCGUUAAGCAAAAACACUUUAUCAGCUGUGCUACGUAUUGUUGUGCUUAUUGAACGAAAACAAUUUUGUACAAAAAAAUUUGUUUGUUUCGAAAGUAAAAUUACACAUACCAAAUUACCAACAUGGCUUCGAGACUACUGUCCCGACGUUAUUUCAUCAUCUCUGGAAAAGAUUUGAAAUCUUAUGCCAAAGCUCUGCAUCAGCCUCAUGGGAAACAUUUUUCGUCCCAAGGAAGUGGUGAUAAACGCCAUCCACAUGCAAUUGUACUUCUAGAUGAAAAUGCUGAUGGUACAACAGUGUGGCCAGAUCCAAGUUUAGGAUUACUAGGUCCAAAAGAUUUGAGAAUGCCCUUGCCUGGUAAUGUUGGAUUUUCUCAUCGUAUUUCUCCUUCUGUAUCACCAGCUACUGUCCAAAGCACAAAAAAGACAUGGCAGGAUACAGAACUGUUUUCCACAUUAACUAAUUACGAGAGGCAGUAUCAAGUUGUAAAACAGUCAGCUCAAGAAGAUCUUGAUGAACUUAAUUCAACAGAAAUAGAAGAACUUUUAUUGGACCUACCUCAGCCAUCAGAUGUCCUUGAAUGUGUUGCUCAAGACUGUCCUAAACUCGUUCGAAAAGAUUUUGCUGAUCUUUUCCCCAGUCGUGAUGUCACAUUCGGCCCCUUGACUGUAGUAACAUUGGCUCAGAAAACCAAAAGCGAUAUGAGCUCAUGGAGUGAAGUUGUAGAAUACGAAAGGGAAGAGCUCGUCGCCUGUUUUGUCGACGCGGCCAAAGAAAUUUGCGAACAACUGCAGAAUGACGGCUAUUGGUCUGAUUUUAUCGAUCCUUCUUCUGGUCGACCGUAUUUGGGAAGCUAUACGAAUGCCACGUUGUUCGAAACAGACGAACGUUAUCGUCAUUUAGGAUUUUCCAUAGAAGAUCUCGGAUGCUGUAAAAUCAUUCGUCACGGUACAUGGGGAACUCAUGCGUUUGUCGGAUGUAUUUUUACCAAUGCUCCUUUUGACGGCGAUGCGCUGCAAGACGUUCUUCGUAGUCAUCGUUUGAAAAAUUAGGUCAAAUUAAUGCAAUCUGUGUAGUCAAGAAUUUAUUGGCUAGCUGAUUGAUUGCCGGACGACAAGAUGAACGACGACGCGACAUUAAACUGCAAAGUAUGAGUUAUGUU